CAUGAGCAGCGCUCCGUUGGACGUAGCUAGCCCCUCGAUCUUUUUGCCCGAUCUCGAGAGGUGGCCAGAGCUGGAGAUGCUUGACGAGCAACGUCACGGCUCUGCUGCUGAAACGACGUCGAACGAAUCUGCGCGAGCGGUGGAUGGAAGUCGCUUAGCACCUCUGCAAGCGCGCAUGCACGACCCGCGAGAACCGGCUUCGGACUCGACGCUUGACUUGGACGACAUAAUUCAGCCGGUGCUGGGUGAGCAUUGCCUUCCGCACUCGUGCUCGGAGAUUUCUCGACCCUGAUCAGCAUGGUGACCUGGCAGAAAAGCCGAUGCUACCAGUGAGCUCGUCGAUAGCAUCCAAGGAUUCUGCGUGAGUCCCAUGCGCCGCAAAUUCGAAAGCAAGCAGCACCCCCACGUAACGAAUUUUGAUGUGAUUUUCAGCGAGAAGAGCAGCCUGACGGGACAAAUGGAGAGGAAGACGGGCAUCAAGAUGGUCCGUUUCGAUAUUUGCGAGCCCGUCUCUUCAGAUUCUGCCGUUCAUCUACCAAGCGCGCUGGAUAUGCUCAAGGAGGAAGAGCUUGAAAACCCUCCUGGCACAUUGUACACUGUUCCUCGCCCACAUUUGGUCUUGCCCUUCGAUCAGGAGUUUCGCCGAAUGGAUCGUCUUCGACCUGCCCUCUUCGCACCAUCCGAAAGUCGCAGUGGCAAGAACGACGGUCCAUCCGAAAGUCGUAGUGGCGGCAACGAUGCGCACCGCGACGGUCUGCAGAUCGAGCCGCUGAGAGGCUUGCACGGCCUCACCAUCGAGCUUUCCACGCGAAAUCUGACUCGAGGCGUGCCGGCAUCGCGUACGGACAUGCUCAAGGAGCUCGGCGAAGAGACGAUGGAUUUGAGCCGAGAAGAUGAAGAAUACUUUGCGAGGGCGCUCGAGAGGUGUGGGAAGAAGAAGAGGAUCAGGAGCUCGAGGAUGAUGGAAUUGCAGCUUGAGGAAGAGUCAGACGAGAUUAUGGAUGCGUCGUCUUCGGAAGAAGAGCAGUUUGCUACGCAAGCGCAUGACGAGCACGACGAAGCCAGGCGGACGGCAUCAGCUGAUGAGGUGCAGGCUGCAUUCGAUGCGCUCGCACAACAUGUCUCGCAAGCUGAAGGCUUUGACGUGGAUGCGAUGGGGAUGGAAUGCGUGCGAGAUGAUCAGGACUUUGACUUUGCUUUCGACACGCCGCAUCCGGACACGCAUCCUGAUCUGGACGUGCACCACGGCGGGCAUGGGCUCUACGUGGAUCAGCAGCAAGCUUGCGCAAAUUCGAUGGACACACAAAGUGGAGGCGCGGAGGAGAGCUGUGGAACAUGCGCGGCAGAGGAGCAGGACGAGGAGGUGCUGGGCUUAUCGCGCGGUGGUGCGAUGGCGCUAGCGGAGGAUUUCUGGCGCCCAUUGCAAGAUCCGGAGAAAUACUGGGCUGAUAUAAGCUUGACUAGACGUGCCGAAUCGGUCUGACUUCGGCACACGAUAUCCGACAAAAAAGCCUCGAUCGCGCUUCAUCGCCGCCCUGCCUCCCUCGCCGAUGCAGCCCGUUGGUCCCUUUUCUUUGCCCCCUCCUCCCAAACGAUGACUAGACCCUCGAUGCGAGCGUUCACGUAGCAUAAGCAUUCGAUGGCGCGCGAAAAGAAAUACUGGA
This is a messenger RNA of Ceraceosorus guamensis, 1664 nucleotides long. RefSeq lists its product as hypothetical. The transcript has 3 exons. NCBI's taxonomy places the organism in Eukaryota, Fungi, Basidiomycota, Exobasidiomycetes, Ceraceosorales, Ceraceosoraceae. The record is from RefSeq and is a predicted model, not a curated record. The coding region runs from base 371 to 1483 and encodes 370 amino acids.